Messenger RNA from Drosophila sulfurigaster albostrigata, 1669 nucleotides. It is a transcript of the gene Jabba, whose product is annotated as GATA zinc finger domain-containing protein 11. The record is from RefSeq and is a predicted model, not a curated record. NCBI's taxonomy places the organism in Eukaryota, Metazoa, Arthropoda, Insecta, Diptera, Drosophilidae. The transcript has 8 exons. Bases 248 to 1534 code for a protein of 428 amino acids.
UCAGUCACUCGGGAGUUGUGCAGUCGCUCGUUGGUCACCUUUUGCUGGUCUUUUGUCCGCCCUUUUUAAAGUGUUUUUUAUUUCAAUUUUUAAUACACAUUUUGUACCAACAAAUUAUAAAAAAAACUAUCAAGUACUACGUCUUGAAAGUUUCGGCAAUAAAGUAGACUUAAUUAAAAAUAUAUAAAACUAAGUUGUGGCUUAAAAAAGUGCAAGUGGAAAAGUAGAAACCGGCAUCAGCAGCAGCAUGGCCCAAGACACAGAGACGGGGGUUAAGGAUCAACAUACGCAGCACGAUCAUAUCGAAGAAGAUGAAGUCAGCGAACUGCAGCGGCCUCCCAGCUUCUACCAGAAGGUGCGUGAGCAGGCCGAGCGUUUUGCCAGCACACGUCUUGGCCAGUAUGCCAUUGAGCGAACCGAUCGUGUGCUCAAGUUGCUCGAGGACACCACCAAGUGGAGUCUGCCACUGGAGAAAAACUCGAAUGCGGCGUUGCUGGAGCGUCCGUUGCCCUGGGUGCCCUUCUUGCUGCUCAUCGUUGUGCUGCGCUUGACGCGCAUCUGGCUAUCGGUGGGAGCACUGAUGAUUGGCAAUGGACCGGUGUCGCCUUCGGAUAUGAUUUACUUCAUACAGACGCGUCGCCGCAAGCUGCGUGCCAUACGCGUUCAUGGGUUGAAGGUGAUGCGACAUCGCCAGCAGGAAGCAUCCAGCUUGUCGGGCAAGAGCUUUACCCAGCAACUUAGUCAAUGGCUCUCUCGUGCCAUCUGUCGUCCAGGUGUGCAGCGGGAAAAUAGUGGACGCUCUUUCGUUAUACAGAAGCACGAACCACAGCAGAAUCAGAGCGUAGCCAAGCGUCCACGGGAAGAGGAGGAAACUGCAGUGCAGAAUCUGACAAUCGAUGAAAUGCUCAACAAGUAUGCGAAUGAGAACUCCGAAGAUGACUCGGACUUUGUGCCCCAGGCAGAGGACGAGAGCGCAACCAGUUCCAGCGAGAGCGAUUCCCACAGCAGCGAUGAGAUCAGCAGCAACGAGGAACAAGAGAUCGCCGAGGAGCAUAAAUCGAACGGAUUGCCACCCAGCAAAAAGGAGGAGGAGAAGGAGUCGGAGGAAGCACAAGCGAAGACAACGAUGAGCAACGGCAGCAAUGACAAGGAACAGACGGAAGUUGCAACUGAGCGGCAGGCCACAUUGAAGGAGGAUGAAUGGAAGUCGUCGCCGGGCCAUAUGAGUGCCGCUUUGAUGAAGACUGCUCUGUAUAAUAACACGGCUGCUGCAGGUUCUCCCAACUACUUUUGUACCGUCAAAACGGCUGCCGCUUUUUCCACGCCAAACUCUGAGCUGGACGAUGAUCACACAGUUCAAUCCGAUCUAGAAGAACAAGUCAGACAGAAUAUCUCGCUAGCUUAUGAGGAGCAGUUUGGCAAUACACCUCCUGGUCAAACCCACAAGCAGCCACAGCAGCAGCAACAGCAAAAACAACAGCAGCAACGGCAAUACAAUUCCCAUCACCGUUACCGCGGGCGUAACCGACGCUAGGGCACCGCGUCUUUUUCUAUAUAUACAUAAUAUAUUCUUUGUUUAAUACAUACUUUCGUUAUAUUCCCCAUUAUUGUUAGAAGAACUGCCAAGUAAAUGCGAGAGCUUAAUCAAUUGGCUCGAACUUGAAGCGUA